GUGUGUUUUGUAAAGCGUAUUUAUUUUUCCCCCCAAAUGCCACAUUUAGCUUGAGCAGACAGACUUGGUUCUGGUCAGAAGAUAACUGGAGAUGACACAGUCCUCCUGGUGAUCCCUGUGCUGUUUUGGAGUGGCUCUGUCACGCAGGCGGUAAUUACAGAGGCCUCUUGGAAGGUUCUGCUCAGAAACACAUUCGUGCUGUGAGGCCAAGGGCUGGUGCUCAGCAAAUGGUGUGGAAUAGUUUAGAAGCUGCUGGGAAAGUGUCAAUUUGUGCAGAUACGAGUGAGUGAUUUUUAAAAUCUCUUUCUCGAGAAGACCCAUUGGUGAGGUUAUUUGCAGUCUCCUACGUGUGUCCUCCGGGGUGUGUGGAUGUGGUUUUCCGGGCUCUGCACCAUGUUUUUGUCCUGCCCACAGAACAGCACAUUGCUUGUCAUGUUGACCUCUGAAUAUGGCACUUGGGAGAUCUCCAUUUAAAUUUAAGGCUUGUGAGAGUCUCAGUCUUCCCUGCUGUUAAUCGACGUGCUGUCUGUUUAAUGUUUUGACAGCCUCUGUGACUCCUCUCGUUUCGCAUGUUGGGAGACAGGCUGGCAGCAGCAGUAAGCUGAAACCAGGUUCUAUUCAGAAUGGGUUUCAUCACUGGAAAAGAGGUGUUGUGUGGAUGUGUGGUUUUUUUUUUUUUUUAAGCAGAAGCAUGUGUGUUUUCUAAUUUAAAAUCGGUUACAUUUCUGUCAAAAUAAGAUCAUGCAUUCCAUCUGCUCGCAGUUGUAACUGUCUGCAGUCUGAUCAUGAGUCUGGUUUCGGCUUUGUGGUGUGGUGGAAUGGGAAAAAAUUACUCCUGCGAGUAUUUCAGUCCUUCUGUGUUAUUAGUGGUGACACGUAUGACCUUCAUUAAUGUCAGCGGACAGUUAAUUUGACCAAUGUGUUUGUUAUUUUAAAGUGAGUGUUUGCAUGUCUGCAGAACAUAACACCGUAGUACAGUUUCAUGCAUGCUCGUCUCGUUAGUUAAGGUUGAAUCUAAAAUGCAUUACUCAGGGCACGGGCAUGCAGAGAAUGUAUUAAUAGCUAUUGCUUUCUAUUGCUCAGCUAUCAAGUACUGGAUUAUCAGAAAAUAGAUCUGGGCUGAUGAGACUGUCUACGUAUUGUUUACGAGAUAUUUCGGCUCUGGGCAAUAUUUACUAGUGAGUCGGAGUCGCUCUGGCGUCUGUCCCCGCACACCCACUGCUCGGGAGGGUUUUCUUGGGCCGCUGGGCUGGACAGGCAGAGCAGCCGGACCAGCAAAGGCUGGGGUUAGCCCAUCGUUUUUUUUAAGAGCUAUGAAGUCUGAAGAUGAUCCUGAAGAUGGAGAAAAUCUCCUUGGGGACCCAAGCUAAGUGAAGGAUGGAGCAGGACGAACUGAGGGCGGUGCAGAGAAUCCCUUUCUCCAAGCGCCCUGUGUGAGCUGCGCUCAGUGCUGGGAGCUGCGGCGGUUUGGAACUUGAUGCGAGAUAAAGCGAUUGCUUCUGGCAGCACCACGGGGCAGGUUCCACGAUGACCUGUUGGUUUUCUUGUGCAGCCAAAGACACACUGAACACAGACUGGAACAAAUAUGAUGACAGGUUAAUGAAAGCAGCUGAAAGGGGCGAUGUGGAAAAGGUUCAAUCCAUCCUUGCCAAAAAAGGAGUCAGUCCUAGUAAACUGGAUGUGGAAGGGAGAUCUGCGUUCCAUGUUGUAGCAUCCAAGGGCAACCUGGACUGCUUGAACACCAUCCUUGUUCAUGGAGUUGACAUCACGGCCACCGACGCUGCAGGUAGAAACGCGUUGCACCUAGCUGCAAAAUAUGGACAUGCUUUGUGUUUGCAGAAGCUGUUGCAGUACAAUUGUCCAACGGAGAAUGUGGAUCUUCAAGGGAGAACUGCUCUUCACGAUGCAGCUAUGUCCGACUGUUCCUCUAGCAUACAACUCCUGUGUGAUCAUGGGGCCUCGGUGAAUUCCAAGGAUGGAGACGGGAGGACACCGCUAGUGCUGGCCACGCAGAUGUGUCGUCCCAUGGUUUGCCAGCUCCUCAUAGACAGAGGAGCGGACGUUAAUGCCAGGGACAAACAAAACAGGACUGCCCUCAUGCUAGGCUGUGAAUAUGGCUGCAAGGAUGCAGUGGAAGUUUUGCUCAGAAACGGUGCCGACGUUAGUUUGACUGACGCCCUGGGUCAUGACUGUGCUUACUAUGCCAGAAUUGGUGACAAUAUUGACAUUUUGGCUUUAAUAAAAGCUGCUGUUGAGGAUUCCAGCAAAGCAAGAGAUGCUGUGAAGAAAGGGCAGCCAGAACAGAAGAUUACUAAUAUGUCACAGAAGUGGAGUCGGCUGCAUGCGCAGGAGGAGGUGAAUGUCAAGCUGUAUCAGAAGGAUCAUAAUGCUCAGGAACUGGAGUUGGAAAAUCAAGAUUUGAAAGAUCGAAUGAGAGAAGUGCAGGAGGAGCAGAGGAUGCUGCUGGAUAGGAUCAGUGGGCUACAGCUGCAGCUGAGCGAGGAGCAAAUGUUUGCAGAUGAUCUUGAAAACGAGAAAGAUGAGUUGAAGAAAAUCCUGACUACCAAGGAGAAACAGCAGGAAGAAAACUUAAGAACUAUUGAAGCUCUCAAAGCUAAACUCAAAUAUUAUGAAGUUGACCUUGUGGGACCUGGAAGUAACUUCGGUAAUAGAAAAGAAGAUUUAUUACUUACGCAAGGCCAAGUGUUUGCUGUGGAAUCCCAGUCCAGGUCCAUGCUGAGACCCCUGGAGCUCUCCCUGCCCAACCAGUCAGGCAGUUCAGAGAAGGAAACUUUAAAGAAAGAACUUGACAACGUGAGGAUUUGCUAUGGUGCAGCGAAAGAAGAAAUCAGCAAAUUGCAGAGAGAACUGUCUCACAAGGUGGCUGAGUGUAAAGCGUUGGCGUCGGAGUGUGAAAGAACCAAGGCGGAAUCUGAUGGACAGAUAAAACAACUGGAAGAUGCUUUAAAAGAUGUACAGAAACGAAUGUUUGAGUCUGAAGGCAAAGUUAAGCAAAUGCAGACCCACUUUCUGGCUCUGAAAGAUCACCUGACUACCGAGGCUGCUUCAGGAAGCAGUAAACUAGCAGAGGAGCUGAAGGAGCAGUUGAAAGAAAUGAAAACCAAGUACGAAGGAGCCUCUGCUGAAGUGGGAAAACUGCGGAACCAGAUUAAGCAGAAUGAAUUGCUGGUGGCGGAAUUUAAGAGAGAUGAAGGAAGGCUAGUGGAGGAAAAUAAAAGGUUGCAGAAGGAACUUGUUAAGUUGGAGAUGGAGCGAGAUAAAAAGGGAAGAAAUGUCAUGGAGUUAGAAGGGCAGCUCAAAGAAACAGCAGCAAAGCUGGCCCAGUCUGUAACUUCAGAGAAAUUUGAAAACAUGAAGAGUUUGUUAUCAAAUGAAGUGAACGAGAAAGCAAGGAAGUUAGUGGAGAUGGAAGGAGAGCAUGAAAAACUGCAGGCAGAGAUUGGGCUUUUGAAGAGGGAGUCUGAGAGUCAGAAAGCAAAACUUGCUCAGCGUGUGAAGCCAGAAGACCACGAACAAAUGAGGAGUGGGUUUGAGCAAAAACAUGAGCAACUUGGGAAGACAAUUUCCGAGUUAUCACAGAAGAAUCAGACUCUGCAGAAGGAACUUGAAAGACUUCAGAUGGAUAACAAGACGCUCAAGCAGCAAAUCCAAAUGCUAAAAAGCGAAAUUAAAAGCCAGAACGUGCCUUUGAAAAUUCAUGAAGAAUUGAAGAAAACAAAUGAUCUGACUGUUGGUGACCUGACCAAAAAGCUUUUUGAAAUAACAAAAAAGUACAAUGAAAGCAAGGCAGAAGCUGAAAAGUUGCUGGCAGAGAAGAACAGUUUAAGUGAGAACAUCAGCCACUUCCAAGCUGUGUACCUGUCUCCAGAGCAGCACGAGAAAGAAGUGGAAGCUUUAAAAUCUAAUGGCGUUGAACUUGAGAAGCAGCUUGCUGAGCUUCAGAAAAAAUAUGAUGAUGGGCAAGCAAAAGUGAGCAAACUGAUGUCUGAAAACACAGCCAUCAGAGAGAGUCUCAGGGAUCAGUACGUGUUGGCUACAACACACGAGGAGGUUAAAACUGUCUUGAAUAACACGCUAGAAGAGACAACCAGGGAGCUGUCAGAUCUGAAGGGAAAAACUGAGGAGAUAAAGCAAGCAUUCAUGAGGGUAAAUGAAGAAAAUGGAACUUUGAAAAAGAAGGUGGAACUGUUAGAGAAUCAAUUACAAACGGAGUAUAUAAGUUUAAAAGAUCACGAAACUACAGUGACUACUUUAAAUAAAAGCAUGCGGGAACUUCAGGAGAACAAUGUUGCCAUUACGGCUGAAUAUAAAAGGGGUCAAGAAGAAAUUUUACAGUUGCAUGUAGAGAUUGAAGCCCAGAAGAAGGAACUUGACACAAUUCAAGAAUGCAUUAAGUCAAAAUAUGCCCCGGUUGCCUCCUUUGAAGACAGGGAACAAAGCUUGGAAGCCACAGUGAAAGAAUUAAGAGCACAGUUGCAGGAACAAGUGCAGAAGUGCAGGGAAAGUGAGGAGGAAAGCAAGAAGUGCAAAGAGGAGAAUGAAAAGCUCAGAAAUGGCAUUUUGUCCAUCCAAAACGACUUGCAGCAGAACUACAUCCUCGCUGAAAAGUCCCGCGAAAUGGAAAAAAUGUUGGCAAGUAGAAUGGAGGAGUUGAAUAAGCAAUUGAGAGAAUUGCUGCAGAAAUACACAGGCCAAAAAGGAGAGAAAGAUGAGAGCACCAAGCAGCCCCUGAUUCUGCAGCCUCAGCCUCUUUCAGCAGGACAGAUUGAAGCCUUGAAGCAGGCGCUUGGUCACACUGUUGAGGAUCUAAAGGAAGCCCUCAGAAGUAAGAAGGAAUGUUUUGACAAAGAAACACUAAAAGUAGGAGAACUACAGCAGGAACUGUCAGAUCUAAAGAAAUCUUCAAUACCUUUGGUAGAAUAUACACAAAUGAAAGAAAUGCUAGAACAAGAAAUUGUAGCAACCAAAAACAGCUUGAAAGAAAAGGAAGAAGAAAACAGAGUUAAAAAUGAGAAAAUCUUGGAGUUGCAGUCCAAGGUUGAGUUUACUCAACAAGCUUUAAGAGACCUGGAGAGCAAAGAUGUGAUUGACAUGUCAGAAUACAAAUCCAUGAAAAGUGCUCUGGAGGCCCAAAUUAGCAGCAUAGCUGAAAAUUUUUCCAAUAUGAAUAAAAGGUAUGAGGAAGCAUGUGAGGAGGCUUUGCAAGCUAAAAAGAGCGAGCUGUCUUUAAAGGAUGAAAAGGAAUUGCUUCAGUUACGGAGCUGCAGUAUUGAGCAAGAAAUUAAAGACCAGAAAGAAAGAUGUGAUAAAUCAUUGACAACAAUUAUUGAUUUGCAGAAGAGAAUACAGGAAUCUGCAAAGCAGGUGGAAGCCAAGGAUAACAAGAUAACGGAGCUGCUUAAUGAUGUAGAGCGGUUAAAACAAGCCCUGAAUGGCUUGUCUCAGCUGAUGUACACCACUGGGGUUCCCUCCAAGAGGCAGAGCCAGCAGGUUGAGAUGCUCCAGAGCCAAGUGAGGACACUGCAGCAGCAGCUGGCGGAUGCUAAAAGGCAGCACCAGGAGGUAGUUUCAGUUUAUCGGACACAUCUCCUUAGUGCUGUACAGGGUCACAUGGAUGAAGAUGUCCAAGCUGCUUUACUGCAGAUCAUUCGGAUGAGACAGGGACUCGUUUGCUGAUGUGCUCAGUGCCAUUGCUCCUGCCGGCUGCUGCGGCUCGUGGGAGUGCUGUCAUUAUGGUAGUGAGAACCUGCAGGACAUCUAGAUAAUUGAGAUGAUAUAGCUGCAGUUAGAACCUCCAAAUAUGAAACAAAAAGCUGAAAUAUAUUCUUCUUGUAGAACACUAAAUUAGGGCUGUUAAGUUUCAGAUCUGACACUUCUUUCAAUAGAUUAAUAAAAGAUGUAGAACGUCUUUUAAAAUUGGUAUACAAGCUGCCUGUCAAAAUGAUGACAUAGUAGUUAAAUUAUUUUCAUGUCUGAUUGACCACUUCUUAAAACAAGGCCUAUACCCAGAAACUCCUGUUUAUCCUCGAACUUGAACUCUCACGGUAUGGUUAAAAAUACACUAUGUUGAAAUGAGCUUGGCUGAGUAUUGUAGCUGUAUAUCUCCUUUAGUGAUUAAGAGAAAGUGGCUAUUUUGUCAUGUAAGCCGAUCAAGACAUAUUACAACAUGCUUAGUAAAUCAGCUGCAAAAGCAGAUGAAAGGUAUUUAGGUAUGUGUUGUAACUUGGCUGGCCAAGUUACGGACUUUAUUUAAAUAUAUGCUUAAGAUGUAGUGCCUUUGCUUUUUGCAAGACUUAAAAAUCAGGUUUUCCAGCGAAACACUAACUUGUACGUUUGUGUCCCUUCCCCCAAGAUCUUUCAUGACUGCUUUGUAAUAUUGAUUACUGUAGGCUAAAUCAGUAGGUCUGGGGUGUCAUGGGUUGUAGAGCAGCAUUCUGAUCUAAAUGCAAUAGUCCUACUUGUGUACCAUUUCAUUCUUCAUUAAAGCCUCUGAGCAGUUCAUUAAGCUGUAUGCUAGAUAAUUCAGGUAUUGGAUUUUCAAACACUAUCUCAUGAAACUUAGGUAUCCUCUUAGCUGUAAAUGAUGUACUAUAAUCUUAUUUAUGGGAAAAGAUGAAAAUAGUAAGGACUAAUUAAAUGAGUAUUUUUAUUUGCUUGGAAUCUACCUGUUAAACAAGACAAGGCUUUAUUUUGAACUGAAGGAUGAUGUUCCCAUAAGUAAGUUUUAUGAAAGAAAACAUGAAACUUGGAACUAUUUGAAGGAAGAAGUUGAAAAUGAGCCUGCUAAGGUAUGUGGCUGUUUGAAUAGAGCAAAUGUUGCAAGUGCUGCCAGUGGCCGCGUUUGCUUCAGUCUGCUCGGCUGGAAGCGUUUGAUUUUUAACAGGUGAGCAGGAAUCCGGCUCCUGCUGCAGGAAAGACAAACCUUCUCUUCCAUCUUCUUGAAAAAUACGGAUCAGAGUCAGUGCGGGUUCCCUGCUGCCCAGCCAGCUGUGCCUUGCGGGCAUGGGUCUCAGUUUUUUUUAUUAGUAUUACAUUUGUUUCCUUUUUUGUCCCUUUUUGGGCAGUCUUGUAGAAUUGAAGGGACAGCUGCCAUAUACAGAAGGAUACAGACAUAGUGACGAAUGUGCAGGGCAGUUUUUAUUAUAUAAAUACACUUAAUAUAUUUACUAAAUAUGUGUCUGUAGUUAAACAGAUCUAUUGCUGCUUUCCUUUAAUUUCUUAGAGGACUAUUACAGAAAACAUCUCAGUAUAUAUACGAUACUUUUUAGCCAAAUUCUUUUGAUUGCAUUACUUGAAACUCUUAUUAGAGAGAAUUUGUUUUAAUAUACUAACUGGCAUAUUUUGAUAUUGUAUGUUUCCUUAUUGAGGGAGUUCUAUAUAUGUUUUUCUAAAUUUCUCCUCUAUUACAUUAUCAAUAAAAUGUUUUCUUCUUUU
This is a messenger RNA of Columba livia (rock pigeon), 7455 nucleotides long. It is a transcript of the gene UACA, whose product is annotated as uveal autoantigen with coiled-coil domains and ankyrin repeats. NCBI's taxonomy places the organism in Eukaryota, Metazoa, Chordata, Aves, Columbiformes, Columbidae. Gene Ontology annotation, molecular function: protein binding. The record is from RefSeq and is a predicted model, not a curated record. The transcript has 19 exons. The coding region runs from base 1528 to 5697 and encodes 1389 amino acids.